Plenodomus lingam JN3 is the source of this 789-nucleotide messenger RNA. The record is from RefSeq and is a predicted model, not a curated record. NCBI's taxonomy places the organism in Eukaryota, Fungi, Ascomycota, Dothideomycetes, Pleosporales, Leptosphaeriaceae.
AUGGCUCAUUCUAGGAGUGGCCGCAAUGUUAUCAGCUCUGGUGGAAACGAUAAAGACUGUGCUCAUUCGACCAUUUCAGCCGUGCGUAAAGAAGUCGGCAUGUUGAUAUUCGAUUUUUUCAGGCAUUGCGAAAGCUCUCUCUCUCUCUCUCUCUCUAUAUAUAUAUAUGCAGUUCACAAUGUCUCCACUCUUCACGCCAGACCAAAUAACCCAGCCAGCCCAUCUCCACAUCACACAACCCUCAUCAAGACCACUAUCAUGGUUCUCUCCUCGUUCUUCUACCUGCCCCUCUUCGCGCUGAAUACAGCCGCGCAAUCAACAAACACGACAAUCCGGUAUAUGCCCUUUGGCGACUCCAUCACCGAGAUCAUCUGCUGGCGUGCCAAAUUGUGGCAGAAACUGCAGUCUACGCCCUAUGCCAACGUGGACUUCGUCGGCAGUGGAAAGACAGAGAAUAACUGCAAAGACAGCGUGUACGACCGUGAUAAUGAGGGACAUUCGGGCUUCUUGGCCAUUGAUAUCGCGAAUAAAGGACAGUUGGAUGGCUGGCUGAAGACGAACCCGGCAGAUGUGGUGACGAUGCACUUGGGUACCAAUGAUAUCGUGCAACAGAAUAAAGCGACUGCGGAUAUCAUCGCUGCCUUUGGCAAGUUGGUGGCGAGUAUGAGAAGUAGUAACCCGAGGAUGAAGAUUGUCGUAAGUGUCUCUCUUUUCAAGUACAUCAAAUUUACGCCGUUUUCCCUCUUCUGUUUGCAGUACUGUGUACAAAUGGUCUCUGGCUGUGUCUGA